Messenger RNA from Aspergillus nomiae NRRL 13137, 1575 nucleotides. RefSeq names its product translation initiation factor eIF2B subunit delta. The record is from RefSeq and is a predicted model, not a curated record. Lineage: Eukaryota; Fungi; Ascomycota; Eurotiomycetes; Eurotiales; Aspergillaceae. The transcript has 2 exons. Bases 1 to 1575 code for a protein of 524 amino acids.
AUGUCCUCCCAGCAACCCCCCUCCCAACCCGCGCAGCCGUCCAACGGCGCAUCCAAACCCGCCAAGCCACCUAAACAGCCUAAGUCCAAAGAUGCCCCUCCCGCCGCGGGCGGAGCUCCAGGGGAGGAAAAGCUCAGCCCAGCUGAACUGAAGAAAAAAGCGAAGGCCGAAAAGGCCGCCCGCAGAGCUAAAGAAAGGGCUGAAAGAGAAGCUAGCGGAGGAGGUGGUGGUGGUGGUGCAGGGGCCGGACCAGGGCCUAACGCCGCACCGGCCAAGAAGGGCUCAACUGGAGGCGGCGCUGGAGGAAAGGAGGCUCCGGGACAGCCAUACAAGAGUCAGAGACAUCGACGCGGAUCGGCUACACAGGCCAGCGCUACGGAACAGAAAAAGAAGCAGGAGGAUAAGAACGUCGCUGUCUUCGGUCAUUUGUAUGGACAGCCGAGGAGGACUACCAUCGCCGGUGCCGGGAAGGAAGUACACCCCGCCGUGUUGGCGCUGGGUCUGCAGAUGAGGGAUUAUGUCGUUUGCGGUAGCAGUGCUCGCUGUGUGGCGACCUUACUUGCUUUCAAGAGGGUCAUCGAGGCUUAUACGACUCCCCUGGGCACCUCCCUUUCCCGUCACUUGACUACCCACCUCUCCCAUCAGAUUACCUAUCUCUCUACAUGCCGUCCUCUCUCUAUCAGUCAGGGUAACGCUAUCCGUGCGCUUAAACUGGCAAUCUCCUCCAUUGAUCCUUCCGUCCCCGAGGCCAGCGCUAAGGCCACGCUGAGCGAUUUUAUCGACAACUUCAUCCGUGAAAAGAUUACCGUGGCCGACCAGGUCAUUGCGACCAGCGCCGCAGAGAAGAUCCAGGACGGCGAUGUGAUCGUCACCUUCGCCGGCAGUUCGAUCGUGAAGCAGACGCUUCUCACCGCACACAAACAGGGCAAGAAGUUCCGCGUGUCCAUCAUCGACUCCCGUCCGUUGUUCGAAGGCAAGAACCUGGCCCGCACGCUGGCCAAUGCGGGUCUAGAAGUUCAGUAUUCUCUUGUCAACGGUAUCAGUCACGCUAUCAAGGAUGCUACAAAGGUGUUCCUCGGCGCACACGCCAUGACCAGUAACGGACGACUCUACUCGCGGGUCGGUACAGCGCUGGUCGCCAUGUCGGCCAAGGAGCGCGCCGGCGGCGUGGAGGUACCUGUCAUUGUGUGCUGUGAGACCGUCAAGUUCACGGACCGUGUCGCCCUCGACAGCAUUGUCGUCAACGAAAUUGCCGACGCAGACGAGCUCGUCCCCAGCCAGCCCUUGAAGCAAGUGACGGGUCUGUCGGGCCCCGCUGACGAGGCCGAUACGAAGAAAGGCGAUGCGAAGAAGGGUGGCAAUAAGGCUGCCGCCAAUGCUCCCCCCGCAGAGUCGACACCCCUGCCCGAGGGCUCGUCUCCUCUUGCAAACUGGAAGGAAACGCCUAAUCUACAGCUCUUGAACAUCAUGUACGACGUGACCCCAGCCGAGUACGUCGACAUGGUAGUCACAGAGAUGGGCAGUUUGCCGCCAAGCGCGGUUCCGGUCGUGCAUCGGAUGAGUACGAAUAUGUGA